UGUCAUGUCAUAAAUAACAAAAUAACCUGAUUUACUAACCAUAAAAUAUGGAAGUUUCAUGUUCAUGAGUUCUUUGAUCUUCAGUUCGUUUCUGAAUAAGGAAUAUUAUCCUUCAACUUUGGUACAAUGGCAAUGGCAUUCGCCUCAAUUAUCUCAAGUAAAUUUAGUUACUCUUGCGCUAUUCUGAAAAGUCAGACCAAACAACUGAUUCGAUAUUCCAGUUACAAAUCGUCUCAAUUCCUGGAAGAUGUGGAAACCAACAGGAAGUAUGACAUUACUAGAGAUCCUGAUGAAUGGAAUUCUGUAGAAAGAAUUCUGCCACCAACAACAGUACCUGAACCCAUAAAAAAGAAGUCUUAUCCCUCUGGUUGGAAGCCUUCUGCAGUUAACCUCAACCACAUGUCAUAUUACAUUGAGAGGACCAAAAACCACAUGCUUCCUGUUUAUUUGAAAUUAUGUGCCAGGGGCACAAGGAGACACACUUUAGUGAGGAAAGUUAAAGGGGAUAUAUUUGAGAUGGAGAAACAACUGCUGAAAUUUUUACAGAAAGAAUCAUUCAAGCCCAUCCGAAGCCAGGUGAAUGAGUUUGCUGGCUAUAUCAGGAUGAAUGGUGACUUUGUGAAUGCUACAAAGUUCUGGUUGGAACAAAAACAUUUUUGAAUGAUUUCCAAGCUUCAUAUAACAGUGAUAUACUAAUGACUCAACUCUAUGAGUUGAAACAAGAAAUUCAAAUAUUCAAUCAAUUUUGUUUGGCUGCAAUACAAAGUGUUAAUAUAGGAACAACUUAAUUCU
Molecule: messenger RNA, 792 nt
Organism: Phaedon cochleariae (mustard beetle)
Lineage: Eukaryota; Metazoa; Arthropoda; Insecta; Coleoptera; Chrysomelidae
Source: the annotation of a GenBank genome assembly